UUCCGGGUGUUCUCGUCCACCAGGGUGUGGAAGAGUCUGCCUUCACAGCCCUGCUGGAGUCUGUCAACAGGGAAGUGUCAAGAUGGCCCCGAGUGGACUAAAAGCGCUCGCAAACGAGAAAAUCCUCAGUGGCGUCAUCAAGAGUGUGAAGAAAGAUGGAGAAUGGAAGGUUCUCAUCGUGGAUCACAUCAGUAUGCGGAUUCUGUCCUCUUGCUGUAAGAUGUCUGACAUCAUGGCGGAGGGCGUUACAAUUGUAGAGGACAUUAACAAGCGGAGGGAGCCGAUCCCUAGUCUGGAGGCCAUUUACCUCAUCUCCCCUGUGCCAAAGUCAAUUCAAUCUCUAAUCGGUGAUUUUCAAAGAGACAGCCUCACAUACAAAGCAGCACACAUCUUCUUUACAGACACUUGUCCUGAUGGGCUUUUUGCUGAGAUCGGGAGGUCGAAGGUUGCCAAGGUCAUCAAAACCCUGAAGGAAAUCAAUGUGGCUUUCAUACCGUACGAGUCUCAGGUGUUUUCUCUGGACAACCCUAGUUCCUUCCACACGUUCUACAGCCCAACUCAGACGAAUCUAGACGACAGGGCCAGGAUGAUGGAGGCCAUGGCCGAGCAGAUCGCCACACUCUGUGACACACUGAAGGAAUACCCAGCCAUCCGCUACCGCCAGGGGCCAAAGGAGAAUUUCACCCUGGCUGAGAUGGUGAUGGACCGUCUGAAUGCACAUAAAGCAGACAAUCCCAGUAUGGGAGAGGGCACAGAUAAAGCUCGCUCCCAGCUACUUAUAGUGGACCGUGGAUAUGAUCCCGUCUCUCCAAUCCUGCACGAGCUCACCUUUCAGGCUAUGGCUUACGAUCUGCUGGACAUCGAGCAAGACAUUUACAAGUAUCAGACGGCAGGGAUCGGCGAGGCUCGAGAGAAGGAAGUGUUGCUGGACGAGGACGAUGAGUUGUGGGUGCAGCUUCGGCACAUGCACAUAGCAGACGUCACCAAGAAAGUGACGGAGCUGCUGCGCACCUUCUGUGAGAGCAAGAGGAUGAACACAGACAAGGCCAACAUCAAAGAUCUGUCUCAGAUGCUGAAGAAGAUGCCACAGUACCAGAAAGAACUAAGCCUGUACUCCACUCACCUGAACCUCGCUGAUGCCUGCAUGAAGAAGUUCAAGAACACAUUAGACAGGCUCUGUGUGGUGGAGCAGGACUUGGCCAUGGGUUCAGAUGCUGAGGGGGAACCGCUCAAAGAUGCUAUGAAGAGUAUCGUCCCUGUUAUGCUCAACACCGAGAUCGAACCCUACGACAAAAUCCGCAUCAUACUGCUUUACAUUUUCCAUAAGAAGAAGGGCAUUGGUGAAGAGAACCUCACAAAACUCAUCCAGCACGCAAACGUGCAGAAGGACAGUGACAUCAUCACCAACAUGCAGGUCCUGGGCUGCCCCAUCAUCGCUGGGGGCACUAAUUCUGGUAAGACUCUGCCCGACAGGAAAGAACGCACAGAAUCCACAUAUCAGCUCUCCCGGUGGACGCCCAUCCUGAAAGAUGUGAUGGAGAACAUCAUUGAUGACAAGUGUGACAGAAAGCUGUGGCCGUUCCUGUCUGAUCCCGCCCCCAUCACCACCACCACAUCAACUACAGUCAGCAGCGCACGGUUUGGACACUGGCACAAGAACAAGUCUGCCACAGAGUACCGCAGCGGCCCUCGCCUCAUCAUCUAUGUGAUCGGCGGCGUGACCCAUUCUGAGAUGCGCUGUGCUUAUGAAGUGACCCGGGCCACCGAGGGCAAGUGGGAGGUUCUGAUUGGAUCGUCUCACAUUAUCACUCCAACCAGCUUUCUGAACGACCUGAAGGAUUUGGACAAGCCUGUAGCCGUUUAG
Rhinichthys klamathensis goyatoka is the source of this 1864-nucleotide messenger RNA. RefSeq names its product syntaxin binding protein 2 (gene stxbp2). Bases 83 to 1864 code for a protein of 593 amino acids. Gene Ontology annotation, cellular component: secretory granule; plasma membrane. The transcript has 19 exons. The record is from RefSeq and is a predicted model, not a curated record. Gene Ontology annotation, molecular function: syntaxin-3 binding. NCBI's taxonomy places the organism in Eukaryota, Metazoa, Chordata, Actinopteri, Cypriniformes, Leuciscidae. Gene Ontology annotation, biological process: intracellular protein transport; vesicle-mediated transport; neurotransmitter secretion.